GCCAUUAUUUGAGAAGAAACUCCCCUCAAUAAUGAAUAUAGCAUAUUAUCUCACUCUUAUGUGAAUUCCACUAGCGUGAACUCUCCACCACACCUUCAAUCUUGGUGCAUCCCUUUUUUUAUUAAUGGGCCCAUGUGUUUGAUAAACCUUUACCAUCUCUUCAUGUAUUUGAUUUGAACUUUUACAUCUUCCACUCUAAUCUUUGUUUAGGAAUAUACUUGUCGCCUUGAGAAGAUGGACCAAUACAAACAUUGUGCGACAAAGUGACUAGAAGCAGCGGACCCGUGAGGUAGACGACCUACCACGACGGCUGUGGGCAGUUGAACUGCAGGAGCAUUGAUUGCGCUCGAGCUGGUUGGAGUCUGAUGGGGUUAUUCGAUGGACUACCUAUUCCUGCAAAUAAAACGUACUUAAAGGAAGACCUGUCUAAGAUAGAUGAGAGCUGGGCAGCUGCACGGUUCGAUUCUCUUCCGUAUGUUGUGCAUAUUUUAACAUCCAAAGAUCGUGAAGGGGAAGUGCAUGUUCUGAAGGAACAGAGUGAAAUUGUCGAGGACAUAGUGGAUGAAGUAGUCCAUUCCUAUCAUGUUGGUUUCAACAAAGCAAUUCAAAAUUAUUCGCAGAUUCUGCGUUUGUUCACUGAGUCGACCCAGAGCAUUAGUGGUUUACAGGGUGAUUUGACUGAUUCAAAGAAACUUCUGGGCACCUGCAACAAGCAGUUACAUCAGUUAUGGUAUAGAUCGGUUACACUGCGACACAUAAUAGCCCUUUUGGAUCAAAUUGAAGGCAUAGCGAAGAUACCAACUCGGAUUGAGAAGCUAAUUGCUGAAAAAAAGUUCUAUGCUGCAGUGCAAUUGCAGGUUCGAUCUGCUCUGAUGCUUGAAAGAGAGGGCCUUCAAACAGUCGGGGCUCUGCAAGAUGUUAAAUCUGAAUUGUCAAAGCUCCGAGGAGUUCUCUUCUACAAGGUAUUGGAGGAUCUGCAUGCUCAUCUAUAUCACAAUGGUGAAUACAGUCCACCUCUGCUAGGUAUCAAUGAAAGGGAGGAUAAAAUCCCAACAGCGGCAACCAUCACAUUGUCUCAAAAAGCCAUGCAAGGCGAACAUCAGUUUGGGUCGUUAGGAGUUGGCAAUGGAUUUGUAAAGCUAUGUUCUGUUGCUAUGGGGGAGGAUGAUGGUGUGCUGGAACAUCAUGAAGCUACAUCAGAUUCUAAUAGUGGUGAUUGCGCUCAAAAGGAUGCCAAAGUUUCUAUUAAUCAAGCUCCUACAUGGCUUUCAGAUUCCACGCCUGAUGAAUUUAUUGAAAUAAUGAGAAAGAGUGAUGCUCCAUUGCACAUGAAGUAUUUGCAGACCAUGGUCGAGUGCCUUUGCAUGCUUGGAAAAGUUGCUGCUUGUGGUGCCAUAAUAUGCCAAAGAUUUAGGCCAACAGUACAUGAGAUAAUCACUACCAAGAUCAAAUCUAUUGCCAAAAAUAGAAAUAGUUCAGAGCAUGACAGCGGUUCAUGUCCUCAGACUGCAAUUAUAGGUCAACACCUUCUGAAAGGAAAAUUUGAGAGGUACCCGUCACUGGAACAGAAAUGUCAAAAUGGGGUAUCACUGGCUGGCGUGGUGCUCACUGUUAGUCAUCUCUCACCUGUAAUGGCUCCUAAGGGGAAAGCACAUGUGGCUGCAAAGGAGCUUCUUGAUUCAAUUUUGGAUGCUGCUGUUUGCAUAUUUGAAAACCACAUGUUUGUUGGCGAGCUUCUCGAUUCUAAAUCUUUGCAGCAAGUUGACUUGAACACACCAAGGUCUAUGCCAACUGAUAUUAAUUGGAAUCAAGAUUCAGAUGUAUAUCGUGAUACUGGAGGCUAUAGUAUUAGCUUUUCCUUAAAUGUCUUACAGAGCGAAUGUCAACAAUUGAUUUGUGAAAUCCUACGAGCAACUCCUGAAGCUGCUUCUGCUGAUGCUGCUGUCCAUACAGCCAGAUUUGCGAGCAAGACACCUUCAGAGGAUAAGAGGCAAGUCAAUGAAAUGCUGUAGGAAAAUACACUCAAGGGCAGGCAUACUGGUAGGGAAUGUUGCAGGCAUUUAUAUGCCAGCACAAAAUAAUUUUCUAGUAACUCGUAAACUCAUUUAAAUUCAAAAUUCAUAUCCGGAAAUCAUUUAAAAGCAGAAGUUUUAGAAACAAGACAUGUUUCCAUAAAUGUUAACACGUCAA
Cuscuta campestris is the source of this 2190-nucleotide messenger RNA. NCBI's taxonomy places the organism in Eukaryota, Viridiplantae, Streptophyta, Magnoliopsida, Solanales, Convolvulaceae. The record is from the annotation of a GenBank genome assembly.